AAUCCCAUCUGCUCCGGACAGAGCCCUCGCUCCACACCGCCGGCGACCUUUUUCCUCCUCCGCUCGAGGAGUGGGCCAACGGAGGGAGACCAUAUGGGCGCGGAGGCAGCGCAUGGGCAUCCGCAGCAGCAGCCUCCCUCGUCCCUCCGACCCGGCAGGGAGGCCGCGGCGCCGCCCGCGGUGGUGGGGCUGCAGCUCUCGGCGCUGAUCGACCACGUCGCGCGCGUCGACUGGUCCCUCCUCGACCGCGUCCCUGGCGACCGCGGCGGCUCGCAGCAGGUAUCCAUUGAUGAGCUGAAUCAUAUUCUUGAUGAAGUGAAUGCCCACAUCCUUCCUUCCCGCAAUGAUCUCACUCCGGUAACUACAAUAGCCGGUGGAAGUGUUGCCAACACAAUCCGUGGGCUCUCAGCUGGUUUUGGGAUAUCAACUGGAAUAAUUGGAGCUUGUGGAGAUGACAACCAGGGACUUCUGUUUGUCAACAAUAUGAGCUUUAGUGGUGUAGAUCUCACAAGAUUAAGGGCGAAAAAAGGGCACACCGCUCAGUGUGUGUGCUUGGUCGAUGCAAGCGGCAAUCGCACCAUGCGGCCAUGCCUAUCUAGUGCAGUCAAGAUACAGGCCAAUGAAUUUAGAAAGGAGGAUUUCAAAGGCUCCAAGUGGCUCAUUGUGAGAUAUGCACAACAGAACAUGGAACAGAUUGUCGAAGCUAUUAGGAUUGCGAAACAGGAAGGCCUUUCAGUAUCAUUAGAUUUGGCCAGUUUCGAGAUGGUUCGUGACUCUAGGUCUAAACUUGUUAACCUUUUGGAGACUGGUAACAUUGACCUUUGCUUCGCCAACGAAGAUGAAGCUAGGGAGGUUAUAGGGGGAAGCCUGGAAUCAGAUCCAGAGGAGGCGCUUGCAUUCUUGGGCAAGUACUGCAAAUGGGCCGUGGUGACACUUGCUUCAAAGGGAUGCAUGGCAAAGCAUGGCAAACAGGUCGUUCGAGUCCCGGCCAUCGGGGAGAGCAACGCGGUGGACACAACUGGAGCGGGCGACCUGUUCGCGAGCGGGUUCCUGUACGGGCUGGUGAAGGGGCUGCCGCUGGAGGAGUGCUGCAAGGUCGGGGCGUGCAGCGGCGGGUCGGUGACGCGGGCGCUCGGCGGGGAGGUGCGGCCGGAGAACUGGCAGUGGAUGUACAAGCAGAUGCACGCCAGGGGCUUGCUGCUCCCGGAGCUCAAGAACUGAAUGAAACUAUUGCUGCUGUAGCUUUAGCUAGCUAAAUGCCUGCAUGCUGCACCAGCUGUUGUAUCUCCCAGCUCUCGAAGACUCGUAGCAUCACCCAGGGCCGGUCGAGUGGCCAGUAUCCAGCCUUCCGUUGUUAAUUGCUGGCGUUACCUUUCCCCUGCUAGUCUGUUAAUGUUACUAGAAUAUUGGUGUCCAUGACCAUGCUUGAUUGCUGGCAUGGUGAAGGACGGGCAGAUACAUUAGUUGAUUUGUAGAGCCACUCCUAAGACUGAAUCAAUCAGAUGGAGUAUAUUGAUUACUGCACUUCAUGUGUGUGC
This is a messenger RNA of Zea mays, 1538 nucleotides long. RefSeq names its product ribokinase. The record is from RefSeq and is marked validated. Gene Ontology annotation, molecular function: kinase activity. Lineage: Eukaryota; Viridiplantae; Streptophyta; Magnoliopsida; Poales; Poaceae.